Messenger RNA from Eriocheir sinensis (Chinese mitten crab), 2043 nucleotides. Its product is annotated as nucleolar protein dao-5-like. The record is from RefSeq and is a predicted model, not a curated record. The transcript has a single exon. Lineage: Eukaryota; Metazoa; Arthropoda; Malacostraca; Decapoda; Varunidae. Bases 1 to 2043 code for a protein of 680 amino acids.
AUGCAGGGCGAGGCCGUGGACAACAGGCCCGGCACGCGCCUCACCGACGGCCUCGACAACCACCCCGUCAUCCCCUACCCCGCCGCGCCCCGCGCCGAUAACGCGCUCAUCAACGGCAACUGCGAGUCCCCGCCGCCUCCGCAGCCUCCCGCAGUGCCCGCCCAGCCCCCCGCCGCCUUCCAGGACGCCACGGCGUCCGCCUCGCCCCCCCGUGGCACCAUCCAACCACCGCAGGCCUUCCGCGACCCCGCCCUGCGAGCCUCGCCCUCCAAGAAGCCGAGCAAGCCCCUCAGGGCCGCGCACGCCGCCUCCAAGCUGCCCAAGCCGCACCACGCCGCCACACACGCCCCAAAGCCCAUCCUGAAGACGUCCCCGCGCGCCUCGCCCCUCCACGCGGCGACGCAGCCCCCGCAGCCCCUCCAGUACACGGCACAGCCCACGCCGCCCCCCCGCGACGCAGCGUUACCCUCCCCGCCGGCCAGCGACACAGCACCAGCAACACAGCCCCUCCAGGUCGCCGCUCAGCCCCCGCCAGCCCCGUUCCAGGACACAGCACAGCCCGCGGCGCCUCCCCUAGCAGCAAUACAGCACACAGGGCCACACAGAGACACAGCAACACACUCAGCGCCCAAGAAACCAGCGCAGUCCCCACCACCGCCCUUCCUGGACACAGCACACCCUCAACCCACAACACAGCCCACGACGCAGCUCACACAGCCCUCCAGAGACACCACACCACCGCCACAGCCUCAAGACACAUCCGAGGCAGCAACGCCGCCUCCCGCGAACCCUCGGAUGAACGGCCCUGUGACCAACGGCUGGGAGGAGGAGCGGAAGGAGGAGAGUGGCGGGAGGGAGGCGGAGCAGUGCAGGGACAGCGCCUCGAGUCUGGAGGACAAGGGCCGGUCUGGGAGCGAGGGGCAGAGCCUGGACGACCUGGCGGCGGGGCAGGAGGAGGCGGAGAGGGGACGCAAGGCCAGCAAGGUGUCGAGGUUCGUGCGUAUGUUCAACAGGCGGGACGGGAGCCAGAGCCAGACCCAGACGGAGGCCGCGUCGGGGGCGGGGACGGAGCGAGCCUCGGGGCGCAGGAGCCAGAGCCGCGUGUGGGCCAUGUGUCUCCAGGCCCAGAGCCCCAACAACGAGGACGACGACCUGCCCUCCUCCUGCGAAGUCAUCAAAUGUGAGACGCAGCUCGACCAGUGCUCCAGGGACAGUGCCGCCUCCUGGGCCGACACCUCCAGCCUGGGCACGGAGGACACGCAGCAUUCACUAGACAGCGUGACCGGCGCGGAGGACAAGCGCCGGUCUCUCAACAUCGAGGUGGAGGACAGGAGCCUAAUACGAAGCUGCGGCGGCCGGAGGUCAUUCGACAAGCCGCAGAGUCGCUCCCGUCUGGCCGCCAAGCGAUCCAACACUCUAGACGACAUGGACGACGCCCGCCAAGCCGCCAGGUCCUCAAGGACACUCCCGGCCAAACCAUCAACUGUUGGGGGCACAAACAGCGGCAGCAACAGUCCCUUCUACAGGAGGUUCUACAGCCACUGCAUGGUGCUGCCGAACAAGAAGCGGAAGAAGGGGAAGAACAAGACCACAGGGAACACGGAAAGCCCAAGCAGGAAGAAGGAGGAGGUGAGCCAGAGUAGUGAUGCUGUGAGUGAGGAGGAAAGGAGAGCUAGUGAGGGAGAGGUGACGAAAAGGGAGACAGAUAAGGUAGAGGAGAGUGCGCCGAAGUCCUCUCCAGCUAAGAGGAGCAUCAAGGAGCCCGAAGAGGAACCAGAUGACUCUCCAAAACGGUUCCCAGUGAUUGACGGGUUUCUGGCGGAGAUCAUGGAGAGUGUGACGCUAAUGGAGAAAAGCAUGACGGAGGAUGAGGCGGAGGAUGACGACGAAGGGGAGGAAGGAUGCAACUUGAGCCCUGGGGAAGCUGGGGAGGCUGGGGAAGAGAUAGAUGGAGAGGACCGAAGGAGCAGUCUUGAGUUGCUUUCCGAGGGUGGCUGUCGAGUGAGUUCCCUUAUAUCCAGGUUCGAAAAGGGAAGUUCGUAG